Messenger RNA from Trichomycterus rosablanca, 3218 nucleotides. RefSeq names its product sphingomyelin phosphodiesterase 5 (gene smpd5). The record is from RefSeq and is a predicted model, not a curated record. Gene Ontology annotation, molecular function: sphingomyelin phosphodiesterase activity. The coding region runs from base 54 to 1766 and encodes 570 amino acids. Gene Ontology annotation, cellular component: cytoplasm; extracellular region. The transcript is spliced from 7 exons. NCBI's taxonomy places the organism in Eukaryota, Metazoa, Chordata, Actinopteri, Siluriformes, Trichomycteridae. Gene Ontology annotation, biological process: sphingomyelin metabolic process.
UGAGAGGAGUGGAGGUGCGUCGCUCUGCCGCGUCUCGUUGAUCAGGUGGAGGGAUGCCUCUCAGAGAAUCUCCCUUCUCUAAUGGCGUGGUCGGGGCUCUACACGCCCUGGGAUGGGCGCUGGUCUUCCCCUGCUUCUGGUUCCUGGACCGACUCAUCGCCGUGUGCAAAUCGACCAGUCUGGAGCGCAGACGCAGGCUGGAGCAGGAAUGCUACCUCCACCCGCUUAAGGUCCUCUUCGGGUCGCUCCUGUUCCUCGUCCUGUUCCUCGUCUCCGCGCCCUUCGCCCUGCUGGGUUUUCUGCUCUGGGCUCCGCUCCAGUUCUCCCGUCGUCCCUUUUCCUAUCGGCGGCAGGAGGCGACGAUCAGGAUGCAGGACCGUAAUGCGGGAUGGGAGGGGUCCGGGAAGGUAACGUUUGGAUUUACGAGUGCCAAUCUGUGCCUGCUGCCCGAUGGCCUGGCGCGGUUUAAUAACCUGAUGCAAACACAGAGGAGGGCAGUGGGCAUCGGGCAGAGCAUCGUGCAGGGUGUGUCCCGGCCACAUAUUCGCAUUUUUAUCGACUCCCCGAGUAGCGGCGGGGCCAUGAGUCCAUCCAACAGCCUGCUGCCUAACGCGGGCACCAGCUCUUACGGUGCCACAGACUCUCAGUCCCAAACAGCCACGACAGAGCAGAGCAUGAAUGGUCCUUCAGACGGUGUGGAUGAUGUUCAGGAUGGAGAGAUCAUUCAGAUGUCCUCCUCAGGUGCUGGGGUGGAGGAACCCCAGGAUCAAGCCACCAUCCUGAACUCCAACCAGCAUGCAAACAAAAGCCAGAAACACUCCACAAGGACUUUGCCAACGCCGUUAGAGGUGUCCUGCUUGUUUCCUGCCAACGUGGACAUUGUGUGCCUGCAGGAAGUCUUCGAUAAGAGGGCUGCCGCCAAGAUGGCGGAUGUCCUGGGUCCGCUUUUCGGGCACGUUCUCUAUGACGUAGGCGUCUACGCUUGCAGUUCCGGCUCCUCCUUUAAGUUCUUCAACAGUGGGCUACUGGUGGCCAGUCGCUUUCCUGUUAUGGAUGCGGAGUAUCGCUGCUUUCCCAACGGAAGAGGGGAGGACGCACUCGCCGCUAAAGGCCUGCUGUCUGUCAAGGUGGACACUGGACUGCAGAAGGGAGAGAAGAAAAUGGUUGGGUUUUUUAACUGCACUCAUCUUCACGCUCCAGAAGGCGAUGGAGUGAUCCGCUGUGAGCAGCUGGACAUGCUGACCAAGUGGAUCGGCGAGUUUCAGACGGCGAGGAGGCAGGAGGAUGAGAUGGUGGUGUUCGACGUUCUCUGUGGAGACUUCAACUUUGAUAACUGCUCUCCAGAUGACAGUCUGGAGCAGAGUCACAGCGUGUUCCUCGAUUACACUGAUCCAUGCAGAGCAGGCCCCGGUCGAGAGAAGCCCUGGGUGAUAGGUACGCUCCUGCAGCAGCCGACCCUGUACGACACCAACGUGAGGACUCCAGAGAACCUGCAGAGGACGCUGGAGAAUGAAGAGCUGCGUAAGAUGUACCUGGCACCCCCUAUACCCAAGGGCGACGCCCCUCUUGAGUAUCCUGAGCCCGGAGAGCCGUGGGUGGGACGGCGGAUCGACUACCUCCUGUACAGAGACAGCACUUGCGCCGAUUGUUGCCACACAGAGCUCGAGGAAUUUACUUAUGUGACACAGCUGGCUGGUCUAACGGAUCACGUCCCUGUGGGCCUGAGGAUCAACGUCAUGCUCGACUCUGCAGGGGCCGAGCCAUAACACACACACACACACACACACACACUCACACACAGGAUCAGAUUACAGGAUGGAAGGAUAUCAGGAAUGCAGAUUUCUGUACGGACGGGCACGUGCCAAUAUUCUAUUUAUCAGAGUCUACAAUGUUAAAUCAGACUGUAUCAGACACUUCUGUCUGCCACGUUUUUACAUCUGAUACUGAAUGAUCUGGAUCAGGAUUAUCUUCUGAUAACCCGGACACACGACACACUGCUCUGGAUCUGUCUAAAAUUAUGAGACGGUCGUCUUUGUGUUUGAAGAGAUUUCAUCUAGGAUACAAACAUGCUGCCCAAACAUGCUGCCCAAACAUGCUGCCUACUCCUGAAUAUCAUGCGCGGUGUAGAAUGGUGGUGUAGGUAAAAUAAUAUUACAUCAUGUGAAAGGACAAAAUGACUUAUUAUAUUAUUAGCAAUUUAAUCAGGUAGGUUUUAAUCAGUUUCUUGUAUUCCCUCUAUCAGAAUGUUGAUAUAACGGCACCCUCUGAGUGUCUACACAGACGUGAUGGGCUGUGUCUGAGGGAGGAUGGGCAAAGGAAUCCUUCAUUACUGCUGCAGUAGCGACCUCUGCUGGCUGCUCGUGCUGGUUCAGGUGUAUCACAGCGGUUGUGUGUUGUGUGGCCCCACUCUGACCGAUAGAGAAAUGCAUAAAUAGAUAAUAAAUGAAUAUUAAAACGAAUAAUAUUAUCCUAUUAAUCAUUUAAAUUCUGUACAGCCUGAUGCAAGCGUUUAGUUUUGUUGAUUUUCUACAUAAAAGUAAGUGAAUGGAUUCAGUACAGCUAACACACUACAGACCAUUUUUCUGCACAGUGACCAGCUGUGAUCAGCUGAACUUUACUUACCAAAAACCCCAUAACAUUUUGGCACUUCAUUUGUUUAUUUUUCCCUGAAAUGUAGAAUUUUGUAACCUCACAGCGCCUGUCCUGCCACACAGAGACACAAUAAAACACAAUUUUGUGGCUCAGAAGUGCAAUCGGGGCUGUGAUUGUGUUUCACUCACUCACUUUCUUAACCGCUUAUCCAAUUAGGGUUGCAGGGGGUGCUGGAGCCUAUACCAGCUUUUCAAUGGGCGCAAGGCACACAGUAACAACCUGGACGGGGCGCCAGUCCAUCGCAGGGCACCCACACACACACACACCCAUUCAUCUAUAGGACAAUUCAGUGUCUCCAAUUAACCCGACUGCAUGUUUUUGGACUGAGGGAGGAAACCCACACAGACGGAGAACAUGCAAACUCCUAAUUGUGUUUUAUCGCAAUAUAAUUCUGAAUUAACAAUGGUCCACUCUUCACACACAUCAUCUCUGAUGUCUGUUUCUCUCUAAUGUAAAAUUUCACAAACGAAUCGUGCACUAAAUUGUGUUUGUUCUUUUUAACCACUUAGAUUUUGUACAUAAAUUGCAUUUGUUUAUCUGUUUUAAUAAAAUGAAAAUGUUUUCGA